This is a messenger RNA of Rhipicephalus sanguineus (brown dog tick), 10163 nucleotides long. RefSeq names its product dystrophin. Gene Ontology annotation, biological process: synaptic signaling. Gene Ontology annotation, molecular function: zinc ion binding; protein binding. Lineage: Eukaryota; Metazoa; Arthropoda; Arachnida; Ixodida; Ixodidae. Gene Ontology annotation, cellular component: plasma membrane. Bases 162 to 2102 code for a protein of 646 amino acids. The record is from RefSeq and is a predicted model, not a curated record. The transcript has 20 exons.
CGCGCAACGUCAACUGCUGCCGCCGCGCGCUUUGGGUGUCGCGCUGGCUCGAGUGUCGUGUUCGGGCGCCCCGUGGCUCGCGUGCUCUUGAUGUCACCUUCGUCUGAGCGCGGCCGCGAGUUGCGGGCGUGCGAUUGCGGCGUUGCCUUUACAUAUCGCGCAUGGACCGGGAACGCGAAGAAGAGAUGGACGAGUGGGAAAGACAGGAGACGGGAGCCGGAAUCCCGUAUUAUGUGAACCAUCGAAAGGAGAAGACUCAGUGGGACCAUCCUGAAAUGGUCCUUAUCAUCGAGAAGCUAACGUCGUUCAACGACAUAAAGUACGCUGCGUACAGGACUGGAGCGAAGCUCAUCUACCUUCAAAAGGAACUGCUGUUCAGCAACGUGCAUGUGUCAAUGCUUGGCAGUGUGUUUGGGGCACAUGGCCUGGAAGGUGCGUCCCAGCACGAACUGCUCCUGGGUUGCGCGCAAGUCGAGGCCAUCUUGGAGGACCUCUACAAGCGAGCUCCUGGGGUACAUCAACAGAAAGUGCCCCUACUCGCUUCACUAGCCCUCAAUCUGCUCCAGAACCUUUUCGAUGCGAAGCGCAAAGGGACAAUUCAAGUUUUGCAGAUGAAGAUAGCCCUGUUUGUCUUCUGCGCUGGCCGGCUCCUGGACAAGCUCAAGUACAUUUGCAACGAGCUGCAAGACGGUACUCAUCGCAUUUCCUACGAAGAGCUCGAGAGCUUCCUGCACAACAUCUCAAAGAUUCCAGAGUUCCUUGGUGAAAAGCUUUCAUUUGGCGCUCACUUUGUUCCUGCUGCUGUGGAAAGCUGUCGAAAGCUUGCACCAGCGCUGCCUGCUGUUCCAGAUGACAUGUUCCUCAAUUGGCUGCUCCGGGAACCGCAAAACCUUGUUUGGAUCUCGACAUUCUACAGGAUGAGGUCUACUGAAAAUGUUGCACACCCGAUGAAAUGUGGAGCGUGCAAAACGUACCCCAUCGUUGGUCUGAGGUACCAGUGCCUUCAGUGCCUCAACUACGACUUGUGCCAAAGCUGCUUUUUGCAUGGCAAUGUCAGCAAGAACCAUUCCAUCAAGCACCGAAUGCAAGAGCACUGCCAACAGACAUCUUCCUGGGAAAAAGUCAAAGCUGUCCUGAAGACCAUCAGCCUGAAGAUCCAGCGCUGGAAGCGUGAACCCAGGCCCAGUUAUCUUCCCCUCCAGGCCAACCCUGAAUCCAAGGCUCCAGCGCAAAGCCCGAAAGCGUAUCGAGUGCCGCCAUCAGAUGAAGUGGACUGCGUGAAGACAAUGGCUCAGAAUAACGCGCACAUGGCACCUUGCAUGGACACUCUUCACCAACAAGAGCUGGAGAGCAUCAUCGAGCGACUCGAGCGAGAAAACAGGAAUCUUGCCCGCGAGGUAGCCGCCAAAGAACACGGCACGGGUAGCCCCACGUCGGUGCCCUCGUCACCUCUCAGGCAGCGGUACCUCCACCAGCACCUGGCACAGGUGGAGGUGCAGCUGAAACGCAUGCGCAGUCUUCUACAGGUGCUAUCGAGAGAGGAGAUGGGCGGCACCGAUCCUGUGAUGUGCGUUCCCAACGGUGUGGCUGGCGGCGGUGGUGUCGGUCAUCCGUGCUUGGCACCCAUGGCAAACCCCGCCUGGCUCCAGAGCACUCCGGCCAACGGCGGGCGGGUGCCUUGCAAAAGCAUGGAUCGGUUCAUGGAGAUCCACAAUGGUCUCAAAGCAAUGGAGGCCCCCAUAAACGCGCCCACCCCUCCGCCUCCACCACCGACGCCAAGUGUUGUCUGGGAGCUGCGCCGAGACGUGGCUGCAAGUUCAUCCACACUUCCAGAACCGCCAUCGCCCAUUGCCUGCGCCCCUCCCUCGGAGAUUGUCAGUGCCUGCGCAAACAAGGGUGCAUUGGACUCUGCAAAGGAAUGCACGUUUGGUGACCUGACGUCGCCAGUGCGGUCAACCUUUUUGGGUGACCCCAGCAGCACCACGGUGAUGGGCAAUGGCUGUCCCGCCGCACUGCCCGGGCUACCGCUCGACGGAGAGCUGGAGAGCAUCCUGAGGCAACUGGACGACCUCCUGUCCGAACCCAAACAAGCCGAACGCUGAUCUGGGUCUCGUUUAAACAAUGACUAAUAUGCAAAUCUUGGUUCAUCGUUACAAUUCUGUGGUGGUGAAGAAUCACGUCAUGGAGACCGUCAAUCAGGUUCAGCAAGUCAUGGACCGAAUGAAACAGACCUGCUGAAAAGGCAAUUCCCACCAACGUUUUUCGCAGGACCAGCGGAUUUUCUGUAGCUUCCCAUUUUUUAAGUUACUUUUUUUUUCUCCAAAGUUUUUGUAUGUACAGUUCUAACGUUUUUGAACGUAUAUGAGAAAAAGUGUGCACUGUAAUGUAUUUCACGCUGAUUCAGCCUGUAAAGUGAGCCGUGCGCAACGAUACUGUAAAAUGGUGUACAUUGCAGCUUUCAUAUACUGAUACCACUUGCAAUGGUAACCAUUUAUAUUGGUGGACUUUUGUCUGCUGAAUCGUGUAGUUGGGAUGUUUCUGAAAACAAAUCCCUAGUACUGUAAUGUGCAGUCCAGUGUUAUAAUGAACCAUUUCUCUUGUUUGUUAUCAUUUUAACCGGACUGCACGUUAAGAUGUUAAUGAAACGUUGGGCACUACUAACUAAAUGUAAAAGGCUUCUGUAUUUUUGUUGAAGUCUCUGCUCUCUGAUGGAACUGAGAAACGCGAGAUCCGGUGCAAAACCUAUAACUGUUCCUUUUGUAAAGGGUCAGGAGUUUACUUACCAAUUGUGAAAUCACCAUGCCGAGUUGCUGUGCUGUGUGCGGCAUGAAGCAAGUACUGUAAGGGUUUCAAUUUCAUCUGUACCCACUGAUUGUCGCGUUGUAAUUGUUCAGCUCACCAUAUUCAGCUUUAUGUCAGCAGUACAGAUCCAGAUUGAAGUGAGUGUUAGUUCCAGCAUACAUCGCCAAUCAAAAGAGUGCUUCGUUACAGUGAAUUGUUAUAUAUAACUUUUUAUUGUUGAGCUCAUUUUGCUUAUACCUUGAAAUGCAUAUUUAUCUGUAAUCGAAGCUUCUAGGCAUCCGGUUUCGUGAUGAAUACUUGGUGUGACAAGCGCAUUUUUCCAUGACUUUAGACAGUACUUUGUUAUGACACAGUUCAGCGGGCCUUGUGCAUAUGCCAGGAGGCAACGACAUUCCUUCCACUCACUGCCGCUUGUGGAGUGUGUGUAACGUGUCAGCAGACGAGGGGAGUUGCAUGCUAUGUACUAACUGUCCAAGGCUGCCAUGCUUUUGCUGAGCUUUUGCCAUUUUUUUUUUAAUCUCUUAAAACUCAUAAGCCCACCGGAACAUAGCUCCUUGAAGGAGCAUAGCUGAUUGUGGAAAUGUGUGGAACGCUGCGUUUCGAGUAAUGAGACAUUGCGCUUAACUGUGUUGAAAGGGUGCAGAAAACACCAAUUCAAGCUUUCAAACUUGCCUCUGCCUUUUGUGCAUUUCGGUCGUGCAUGAAUUCGCUUAUCACUGUGCGAGUAUACGUGUGAGGCGCAUUUAACGGAACCUACGACUUGAUUGACAUGCGCCUUCCUAACCUGAUACUUCCCGACGUUGCUGGUUGGAAACUAGCGUCAAUCCUUAAUUAAAUUCUUUGACACUGUGUCCAUAGGCACAGCAACCUCACUUCAGUGGGAGCGAAAUGUAAAGGAAUGCCCGUGUACUUAGAUUUAAGUGCACGUUAAAGAACCCCAGGUGGCCAAAACUAACUUGGAUUCAACCGUUACAGUUGACCUCAUAAUCAUAUCGUGGUUUUGGCACAUGAAACACCUGUGUUUGCUGUUACUGUGUCUAUAUAGGCAAAAAAAAAAACAAUUUUGUCUGUCAUUUUCGUACAGCCAUGAAGGGGAUUUGUGAAGUAUUUUUUUUCGGCAGUGGGGGGUUAUAUUACAACUCGGUGUUUGUCGUUCGGGACAAGUGGUAAUCUGUGUGCAGCUAAAGGCAAAUUCUGUGUAUUUGCUGUAUUUUGUGUUUCAUAUCUGUCGUGCCACAUCUCCUAUGACAGUAGCCGUUUCGUGAGGGGUUAAUGUAAUAUUGCUGUCAUGAAGUGUAAAAACAAAUAUGAACUUGCCGUUGUUCCUAGCGAAUUUUCUGAAGUGCCAACGUGUGGGUGUCGUAUGUAGCGAUCGAAGUCCGCUGCGCAGUGAUGGAGUGACUGCAUCUGUCUGUUCUGUUUCAGUGUUUGUUUUUAGGGGUGUCACUGGUGCCUUUGAAAUGCAAGUGAGCUCUCAUUUUGUGGGCAGCUGAAUUUUGUUCCUGUUUAACUUAUCACGAUUCCCACAAGCAUCAAUUUUCGUACGAGCUCUCCAAGAAUGACGCCGUGUACUUUUUGCCUGUUUUGAUGAUGGAAAUUUGAUCACGGCGAAUUGUGUUGGGGAGUAGCUGGCAAUGAGGCCAGCUUGUCGCAGUGCAAGAAUUCACCGCGCAGAGAAUUGCUGACAAUCGCUUGUCACUUGCCUCCUUGUUGCAUUUGCUGUUACGCUUUUGUCUGCGUGAUACAUAACGCUCAUUGUCCAGCUCGAAACCAUGCUUUUGCUGCAACAGGUGGCAACAAGUGUUCUAUGCGGUAAAGCGUUGCGGGUCCACUUUUUUUGUUGUUGGCCACAGUAAAUGUGGCUCUCAAAUGUUGGGCAGUUUUUUUUACUUUUGCCAGUACAAGAAACGUUUAUGCUGGCAUUUUCACGUCUCGCACAUUUACAAACCAUUUUGUUUAGUGAAUUGUUAUAUUCAUUUCUAUUUAGUGCAGUCACACAGUACCUGCAAUGAUCUUCACACCUGUUUCAUCAUUUAGUGGAUACAGUAUCCGUUAAGGAAUUGUUUUUUUGUUAUAUGUAGAUAGUGCAACAUUACCAUCAAAAGCGGCAUAGCUGCCUUGUACGAGUGCAUUAUAUUAACAGCCUUUUAAUGGGAGUCCCGACACAUUUUUGUCGGCCUCUGUUGUCUUUACAGCGCCCACGUUUAGCGGGUUAGCAAGUAUUUACAUUUGUCAUCUUGCCUCUUUAUGAAGAGUGUCAGAACUUUUGGAGCCUAAUCAAAAUCAUUGAACGCGAGUGUCGUGCCUUAUAUGUAACUCUUGUAACAUUGUGUCAAAUAUCUAAAGUGCGCAGCUUCCCUACUGUCAUUAACUAUGGAGGGGAAUGAACUAUUGUGCGCUGCAUUUCAUGUAGUUUGGCAAUGCUUUCCACGAGGUGCAACUUCCAGUGUACUGCUGCUAGUUAUGUACAGUACAGUCCGCUAGCAAUGAAGCCGAUGUGUCGUGACAGACACUCCUGCUUUGCCAAGAGGUAGGAAUGGCUUGCAUGUACACAUUCAGCCUACAUUUGUGCAUUAAAAAUAGCCUGCGUGCCUUGAUGGGCUUAUUCCAGCUUUAGUUGGUAGCCAUAUCCUGAGUGCUUCCAUUAAACCAUGGUCUACAUAUUUCCUUCUUCAUUAGGAAGCACACUGGAUAAGUUAGGCUGUAGAAAUUCGUAUAUUUGAAAAAUUUUUACAGCUGAGUGCUAUUAGUCAUUGUUUUUCUUGUGGACAUCGUGCCUUUCGCUACUUUUAAGCUGUGACAAGCAUUCCACUUCGAAAGGGUGCAUUAGCGUGAAACACCGAAAUUUUGCAUUGGUAGAUUACUGUGGUGAAACUUAACAUGCACUUCGUUUUUGUGUGCAUUGGUGACAAAAGGUUGAUCAUUGGCAGAGUGUGUUAACGCCGCACAUCGCGUUACUGUAUCCAUUACUGCAAUACUAACGACAACAACAUGACAAUGAGGGGACAUAGCUAAUUUCACGAUACUUGUCCAUGCUAGAGCUUUUUUCUGUUGUGGGGAAAGCUCGGAAGAGAUUUCGAGGUCGCCAAACUAAGCUAACAACUAGGUGUAAGCAACAGAUGUUGCCAAAAUCUGUGAUGUCAUAAGUAACUGGCACAAGAAUUUCAACGUGUUACCACUAGUAUUUUUAAUAUCCGUAACUUUUGCGGUAACUUUUUCAGUAAAACUAACUAAUAUUGGAACAGCAGCUCGACUGGAAACAUCAUUCACUGAUAUAAUGUUCCAUUUUUGUUAGCAUCUUCUGCUGCACACUUGCACUUUUGUUUGUCUCUCAACCGAAGUGCCUUUGGCAGAUUGCUAUUUUUCUGGAAUGUUUAAAUCUUUCCUACAACUUAGGUAACUAACGGGCUUGUGUCAGGCCAUUCAUGGUGCAAGCGGUUUUUUUUCUUAUCCGACUGUCGAAGAAUGCUUAUGUAUAAAAUCCAAAACAAAAAAGUUCUCAAAGAGACCAAGGGGUUUUAAUGCUUCCUAGCCACCUCUUCUCAUAACGUUACAGAUCUCAAAUGGGUUCGACCUUAGUCCAAAUUAGAGUACUUUUGAAGAAAUUUUUGAGGUCAAGGUGUGAUUCUUUGUAAAAGGUAUUCUGAGGUCAACCUUUUAACGUGAUUCUGCGAAACCUUGUGUAAUGUUCUCAAACUAUUAUAAAUCUAUCAGCUCAACCUGUCGGCCAUAUUUAAUUCUGUCAGAGUUACGCAGACGUAACUGUAGCUCAAAGCAUCAUCAUCUUUAGUUCAUGCAGCGUCCAGCGUUAUCUCCUCACUGGAGCAGCAUGGAUAGCAUCGGUGCGCUUGACAGCUGCACCGUGCAAAAACAGCAUUGACAGGCUUUCCUCUGGCGCUCUCACGAAUAUCGGCUUUCACUGUUUCUACCAAAUAAUGCGUGUCAUGGGGAUUUGUACACCCAAAUAUGAAAUAUUUUUAUAUGGUCCUAGAAGAUCUCUAUUGCCAUCUCUUUGCCAUAGGCUUACUGAGAAACUUGUUAGAUGAUGCCAACAGGUUUUUAGAUGCUAAUGUGCUAACAGUUUGGAACACGCUAGAAAUGCGCGGCAAAACAUGCUGAGGUUGUUCGGCCAUGUUUGUAAUCCAUAAGUUUGUUUAGAAAGUGCCGACCGGAGACCUACGAAAAGCACCUAACGCUUAGUGCAUGCGUGUUUUUUAUGUGUAUUUUUGUCCAUGUCUCAUUUGUGCUUUCUAAACGAACUUAUGUAGGUCAUUACAAGCAGUUUAAAUUGCAUAUCAAUGAACAGCUUCCCUGUUUUUUAUACCUUGUUCUUGGUCGAGUUUCACAUGAAGGAUGGCAGCCACUGAAGAGAAAGCAGCCGAUAUUUUUGCAACCUUUUAACCCCAUGAACUUUUUGCUGCUGAAAGCAUUGACUCGCCAUGUGGAGUUGCAUCAUGCCCGUUUCUCCUCGAGCACGUCCAAGUUGCAUGGCGCUACAUUCACAGUGCACUUUGUACUCUUGUUGUUGGAUUUGUACUUUCAAUGCUCAUUGACAUAAGUGCUUACUGAAUGAAUGUAUCUUAUCGCCGUUAAUUCCCAAUUGAUGACUAUUCAUAUUUACCGGUUUUCUAUGUGCAUGCGAAGCGGCAGAAAAUAGCUUUACAAACCUGUUUCUUUGUCUGCGGGAGAACUGCAAGGUUACGAAGCGAAGUGGCAUUGCUUUUUAAUCAUGCACUCACACAAAAAAAAGAAAAUAUUUCAAUGUAUUUGAUUUUCAUCUCGGGUAUGGGUUGCUUCUGUUGAACACAGUAAUUUGUGCCUGGGAAACGAUUCCAGAUAUUUAUUACGAAUAUUACAAGUAAGGCUAGAAAUGUCCAGUACUCGUUGAUCGUUAUGUUCAUUGUUCACAAAUUCAGUGAGCACUUGGUUCAGUGAGCAUUGGAUGUAGCCAUGUGAUCAAGUAAGUUCCUUGAGCACCUUGAACAAAAGUUGUUGUAUCUUUCUGCUGCAUGCAACUAGAGUGGUGAAUGGAGAUAGGCAGAUACCGACUGUCUGCUUAAUUACAGGUGGUAAGCUUCCCUGUGCUGUUGCCUUCGCUUCAUCAAGGUGCGCUUAAGUGUGCAGUGUUUUCGUGCCUUUUACAGCUUAUGUAAAGAUAUCUAUUGCUGCUCUAUAGGAUACUGUGUUCUGAUGUUUCAUUACUAGUUUGUAGCAUCGAUCCCUGAAAAAUUUAGAGCUGCUUGAACUGUUUUCAUGGUGCGGCCCAUCGUUUGUGACCAGUGGCAGCCGCCUAGUUGUCUUUGCUACAAACAUGCAAAUUUUGUACAGCGGUUUCUUUGUCUGGUUCCACAGUACAUUGCAUGGCCUUCUUUUCGCCACUACCGCGUACGAUUACCAUUAUAUUUGACAGAGAGCAUGGUUGAAGCACCUUUUUUCCUUUCCCACAGAUGUUACUGGAGGUUUCUAGCUGUGGUGCCUUGAAUGUGCAAGCUUAAUGCGUCUUCCUUUUGAAGCACACUUUGUUUGCUGCUUACAGCACUCGUUUGUUUGAAGUUUUAAUUGUUGUCUUCCUCGUUUAGGUUAGGCCUGAUGGUGGUUUCUCGCAUUUAUGACUGCUGCUUUAUAUAGUUAAUGACAAAAUGCGAGCUGCAAAUGCUUUCGCGUAGCUCGGAACCUUGCAGAACUUUGUUUUUUUCCAAAGCCCAUCAUUAUUGCCAUAUCUCUCCUGUAUUGUGAAGGCUGUUUUCACGUGCAUUUAAACGCUAAGGCAUUCGUGGUCUUGUGCUGUUACGUUAUUCAGGUUAACUGCGAACUUAUAACGUAACUUGCUUCUCACCAUGGGGUUCUGGUUUUGUUGCACCUCAUUGUUCCAUUACUGCCUCUUGUUACUGUUGAAUUCGUGCAUUACUCAUGCAUCUACUACUAAAGGAUUCAUGCAGGGCCACUGGGCACUGUUGCUGUCGAGGUGAUAGACCAAAUAUAGACAUUUAAUUCAAUACUAAUUACAAAUUAUAAUUUUAAGCUGGUAAAAUAGUCCUUCAAAACUUUAUUUCCAUGCAUGUCUUGGUAAGAAAAUGUCCUUCUUUGCUAAUGGGUCUUCAACACACAAGCAAACAGCAAAACGCAGUAUGCUGUAUGCUGGGUAGCAUAGUAAACAUACUUGAAAAGCAUUUUAGUAAAAGUACACAAGAAGGACGUGUCUGGUGUUUCACUUCAGCCAAAUUAAAGCGCUAUGCGUAGCAGUGGUGUCAGUCUUCUUUUACACUUUAGAUUUCAUGGUUGACUUAAUUUCGGUCGAAGUUGUGCGCAUCUUCUCAUUCUUGUCCACUCGUGCUAGAAUCCUUUUCAUUUGCUAAUGGCAGCUUUUGUGGUCGAGGAAGGUUAAGUGGAUCGUGCAUUUCAGCGAGAACAUAUGCGCAAGAUGUUACGCAAGUCUUCAGCAAGUGUUUAGACGUUCAGACUGUGGUGUUUCAAACGUUACCUCUGCAUUUUGCAGCUUCUUGUGUACUUUGCUGGCUGCGUCAAUGAAUUUUUACAUUUCAGUUUGACUUUUUUUUUUUGUCUGCAUGUUAACAUUAUCAGUUUGCUUCAGACCUUUGAAGCGGAUGUUGGUUUUUGUUGCUUUUGAGACCUUGAUACAUUAUCAUUGCAAAUGGUAGGGCGUACGUUGCAUUGUUAUGGUUCAAUGUUGUUGUCCAGUACAUAACAUACGUGCGUGUAUAUAUAUAUACACAAUUUUUUUCUUGUGACUAAAUGCUUUUUUUUUAAAUACAGACUCAAGUUUUCUUGCUUAUAUCUAACAGCUUCUAUUAAUACAGAUGCCAUCUCUGUGGCUUUGUGAUGUAAAAUAGUAAUUCGUCUUUUUUUCUGUUUUUUUUUUUUAAUGGUCUCUUGGCAAUGAUUUCAUUUUGUGCAUUAUGUGUAGGUAUGAGUGUCGUACCUUCAUACUGACAGUUGUUUUUGUACACUUUGGCCAGUUGGGUUAUUUAGAAAGUGCAGCUGUGCUUUUGACCAAAUUCACGCAUUUUUAUGUUUGUUGGGGUUAAUGGUGUACUUAACAGUGACUGGAGUUUCUUUUUUUAUGCAAUGAAGCUAUUACUUUAUUUUUCUUGUUAUUGUAGAUGAAGUGUAGAAGAAACAAGUAUUUAAUGUACUAUUGGUCUCUCUUUUUUUUACAUACAUAAUAUAUUACGUCAGUGGAUGUAUGCUGAGCAGUUUCAGAGGUUUCGGCCUGUGCUGCUUUGUAUCUCAAGGUGUAAGGAUGGCUGAUAAUGUGGGAUUAUAUUAUUUUUUGCCGGUGCAUUGUGCGCACUUAUUAAGAAAAGAUUGUUUUGUUCAUUAAUAAAGCAUUGUGCACUGUG